UCUCAGAGCACACUGCGAUUAAAGAAGAGCAUCCACUCUCAUCACCAUGAACCAAAGUGCUGUCCUUCGCACAAUUUUACUCCUUUGCUGGCUCCUAAUUCUUCUGCCCAGGAUUCAAGGAACCCCACUCUCAAGAAAUAUACGUUGUCGAUGCAUCAAGUUUCAUGAUGGUGCCUUCCAUGUAAAAUCCUUACAAAAACUUGAAGUAAUUCCUCAAAGUUCUUCAUGUCCACAUACUGAGAUCAUUGCUACAAUGAAGAGAACACAGGAGCAAAGAUGUCUGAACCCGGACUCCAAGAAAAUGCAGGAUUUACUUAAAUUAAUUAACAAGAACAGGUCCAAAAGAACUUCUAAUCAGAAGUAGAGAUCACCAAACUGCUCAAGAGAGGAUGGACCAGGAUGUGACAGAACACGUGUCUUAUCCUCCAUGACUGUCAAGCAACAAGAGCUGCUGUUUAAAUUAAUAUUUAGCUUUUAUAUAGUGUUUUAAAGUUUACAAAGUGUUUUAUAUGUUAUGUCAUUUGAUCCUCACAAUAAACCUGUGAGGUAGGUGCUAUUAUUAUUCUUAGUAUACAAAUGAAGAUAUUGAGUCUGGGAGAGAUUCAGUGACUUGCCCAGGGUCACACAGCUAGAAAGCACUUGAGACAACAUUUGAACUCAGGUCUUCCUCUCGCCAGGUCCAGCACACUAUUCAUUAUACUACUUUGCUUCCUAGAUGAGUAGCCAUAGCCACUAGGACUGACUGUUUAAAAAAGAAAAUGGAUGUCCAAUAAGAUGAGUGGUUCAUGAUAUAGUGCAUAGUGUGCUAGAUUUUAGAGUAUGCCCUGUGUAACCCUGAGAAAUGACCUGGCAACUCUCUGGAAUUCCAUUUCCUCAUCUGUAAAAUGAUGUCCUUAAGAAGUUCUGAAAUCUCUGCCUGUUCUAGCUCUGAGGACUCUAGGGCAUUCAGGUGACAGUUGUUUUUUGGCACCACCGGAUAAGCUCUGAGAUCACUCCCAGCCUGCCCAGACCUGACCUGCCUUUCUUGUUAAACUGUUACAAUAACUGGAUGGCAGAGCUUCAUGAGGGGAUGAGCAGGGCAUGAUGCUUUUGUACAGAUUAAAAACCUGUCUGGUUACUCUAUGCUUCUAGUUUUUUGUUGUUGUUGUUGUUGUUUUUUCGGAUACAGGCCACCUUUUUGUUUUGUUUUGAACUUAAACAUCAAAUAUAUGGGCAUUUCCAUAUACAUGAUUUAAUAGAAAUAAAGGAUUCUACAUUAAUCUGUGAAUAUCUAUUAUAUACUGUUGC
Messenger RNA from Dromiciops gliroides (monito del monte), 1287 nucleotides. RefSeq names its product C-X-C motif chemokine ligand 10 (gene CXCL10). Gene Ontology annotation, molecular function: CXCR chemokine receptor binding; chemokine activity. Gene Ontology annotation, cellular component: extracellular region. The transcript has 4 exons. Bases 47 to 364 code for a protein of 105 amino acids. Gene Ontology annotation, biological process: chemokine-mediated signaling pathway; antimicrobial humoral immune response mediated by antimicrobial peptide; neutrophil chemotaxis. NCBI's taxonomy places the organism in Eukaryota, Metazoa, Chordata, Mammalia, Microbiotheria, Microbiotheriidae. The record is from RefSeq and is a predicted model, not a curated record.